This is a messenger RNA of Ilex paraguariensis (yerba mate), 1740 nucleotides long. The record is from the annotation of a GenBank genome assembly. Lineage: Eukaryota; Viridiplantae; Streptophyta; Magnoliopsida; Aquifoliales; Aquifoliaceae.
AUUGUAUGUGUCGUGGGCCUGUAUAUUUGGUGUGUGGCUGCUGAUCCCGCAGACCCAGGAGUCUUUAAAUCGAAAAAGUAUCUCAAUAUUACAGACAGCAAAAAGGAUAUCCGGCUCAAGGAAUCUAAACUGGGUGAGGGUUCAACUUUGUCAAUACAUGAUGCGAAUAAUGAAGCAAUUGGAGAGAAACAUAUUGAUAAGGGCAUGAAGGACAUGGAUGCAGAACCAGAAGAUCAGACUACUGAAAUAGGAAAGAAUAAUGCAUCAUCUCACCAAAAAGCUUGUUUUAUGCCCUUUUUCGCUUUCCUCCCUUGUGCUUUUAUGUGCAACUGCUGGAGUCCGCUUGAGGAAUCUUCUGAGCAACAAAUGAGCGAGGAUGGCAUGUUCUACUGUAGUUUGUGUGAAGUAGAGGUGUUCAAGUACAGCAAGCAUUGUAGAAUUUGUAACAAGUGCGUUGACCGUUUUGAUCAUCACUGCAGGUGGCUCAACAAUUGUAUAGGCAAAAGGAACUAUCGGAAGUUUUUCACCCUCAUGGGCUCUGCCUUUCUCCUGCUUAUACUUCAGUGGUCAGCUGGAAUACUAGUAUUGAUAUGCUGUUUUCGUGAGCGCAAGAGUUUCUCUGUUGACAUCGCCUCCAAGUUAGGAAGCAGUUUCUCUGUGGUGCCCUUUGUUAUUGUGGUGGCAGUAUGCACCAUAUUGGCCAUGAUUGCAACCCUACCGCUUGCACAACUUUUGUUCUUUCAUGUUCUUCUCAUAAAAAAGGGAAUUAGCACAUAUGAUUACAUUAUUGCUCUGAGGGAGCAAGAGCAACAAGGAGUUGGAGGUCAGCAAAGUCCCCAGAUGUCAUCUGCAAGCUCCCUUACUGGCUUAAGCAGCACAAGCUCUUUCAAUACUUUUCAUGGAGGAGCGUGGUGUACACCUCCACGCCUGUUUCUAGAAGAUCAGUUUGAUGUAGUCCCUCCAGAGACUGGAUCUGUAAGUUCACUUGGAAAAAAGACAGUAGCAGAGGAUAAUAUCAAGAAAAAGAACCCCCCCGCAUCUGUAAAAAUCAGUCCAUGGACAUUAGCACGCAUGAAUACAGAAGAUGUUUCAAAAGUUGCUGCAGAGGCGAGGAAAAGAUCCAAAAUACUGCAACCUGUUGUGAAACGAGAAGCCCCUUAUGGCCUCGAAAUGGAUGGUGACUUUAGCAGCAGUGGACACCGAAUGAUCCCAAGGCCUGAUAAUAAUAGAAGGCGAUCUAGUAAGAGGUUUCGCCUCCCUGCAGAGCUACCCCUUGGAUCCCUGACCAAAGUUUCAAAUGAAGAUACUGAAAAUAGCGGAAAUGAUAUGAUUACUGAGACAUCAAGGAGUUUACCACCUCUUCAGCUUGAAGCACGGAGUGCUUUCCAAACAAGCCGAGCUACAUUCAGAUCAGGUGGUAUUGUCUCUUCUUCUCCAGAGAGCAGUUUAGACUCCCCUGAUCUUGACCCAUUCCGGGUCUCCUUGUCAGGAGCUGAAGAGGGAAGGAGACUCACUGGGCUAUCGGCAGCUGGCAUGGCUGCUCAGAAGGGUAUCCAAUUGUCAAGGUCAACUAGCGAUGGAUAUGAAGCGUCUGGUGGGGAAGAUAGUGACAAAGUUCCUUCCCGGAGUGUUCAAAGGUCGACAAACUGGAGUAACAUCUUCAGCACUGACCAGGAUGAAAAGGUCUCUCGACUGAAGGUGUCAUCUUCAUCUAGCCAAGCUAAAAGUAGAAAGCUUUGA